AUCACAGUUUCAUUACAUUCUAUUUGCACCUGGUUCAGGCAUAAUGUUUAGACUCCUUCUACUUGCGGCUUCGGUACUGUGUGCUUAUUGCCAUGAAGAAUUACGGUAUAUAGAAAAUGAACGUGUAGUAGGAGGGACUGAUGCAACACCAAAUUCUUGGCCAUGGCAAGUUUCUCUUCAAUAUUACUAUAAGGAAAACUGGUACCAUAUAUGUGGUGGCAGUUUGAUCCGUACUAACUGGGUCUUGACAGCUGCUCAUUGUGUGGACAGUCCUGAUUCCUACCGUGUGGCCUUGGGAGAGUACCACCUGUACCAAAAGGAUGGCACUGAGCAAGUUAUUUCUGUGGAUAAAGUGAUAUACCACGCCAGUUGGAAUACCAACAACAUAGGGAAGGGUUAUGACAUUGCCGUUCUCCGUCUGGCUUCCAAUGCUGUCCUAAAUGAGGCCGUGCAGCUGGCUAAUCUCCCCAGUGCUGAUGUUAUCCUUUCAAAUGACCAUCCCUGCACAGUUACUGGAUGGGGUGAUCUUGACAGUAAUGGAGCAGAAGCUGUUAUCCUUCAGCAGGCCCCACUGCCUGUAGUAUCCCAUGACAUCUGCUCAUCUAGUUCCUACUGGGGAAAAUCAAUUAAGACCACCAUGGUGUGUGCUGGUGGAAAUGGAAUUCACUCUGGAUGUUUUGGAGACUCUGGUGGCCCAUUAAACUGCCUUGUUAAUGGAGGUUAUGAACUCCAUGGAGUAACCAGCUUCGUGUCAUCUCUCGGAUGUAAUGCCUACCGUAAACCUACUGUGUUUACCAGGGUCUCAGCCUACCUUAGCUGGAUCAAUGACAACAUCAAUGGUAACUCCUGAGAUUUCACCUCAAAAUUUAAAGAUGAAGAUACAUGAAUUAAAGAAGAACUAAAAUAAAUAGACAUUGUUUCAAAAAUAUUUUUAAUUUCUAACUACUACUUGUGUUUAGAAGUUUGGUUAGACAAUCUCUUUUCAUGCAAAACUUGAUCAUUUAAAUAAAAAAAAUGCAAAUAUAAGGCAUUGUUUGUCUGUUUGUAUAAUAGCACAAAAGAAAAUGAUUAAUGACCUGUGUAAA
Molecule: messenger RNA, 1085 nt
Organism: Pelobates fuscus (common spadefoot toad)
Lineage: Eukaryota; Metazoa; Chordata; Amphibia; Anura; Pelobatidae
Product: chymotrypsin-like elastase family member 1
Exons: 8
Coding region: 44-850 (268 amino acids)
Biological process (GO): proteolysis
Molecular function (GO): serine-type endopeptidase activity
Source: RefSeq, a predicted model, not a curated record